Molecule: messenger RNA, 2649 nt
Organism: Diachasmimorpha longicaudata
Lineage: Eukaryota; Metazoa; Arthropoda; Insecta; Hymenoptera; Braconidae
Exons: 6
Coding region: 136-1566 (476 amino acids)
Cellular component (GO): sperm flagellum; axonemal microtubule; centriole
Molecular function (GO): microtubule binding
Source: RefSeq, a predicted model, not a curated record
AUGCUUGACAGCAACAUCAAUUGCAGCUAAAUUCAUCAUAAUUCGAGCUUGAUUCGCGUAUUUCGUCAACUGAAUGUGCUAUUUUGAUAAAUAUAAUUUAUCUCUAUUUGUAAUUGAUUUUACUGUCUCGAGAGGAUGGAAGUAAUCCCUGUCACCACGAGAGUGCUGGAGAAACCGUCCACUCCGUAUUACAGACCUAAAGGAUGCCCACCUCCACGUCCUGGCGGAAAAUGCAGAAAUUAUUACGUUCAACCCCCUCGUGUCCAAUCAUUCGCCCCCAAGCGAGCAUUUUGCCCACCGGAAGUGCGUCUUGACACGAAAACGACGUACGAUAGCUCGUACCUCAAUGUCAAUGGUGAUAAGAACCGGAGAUUGCCAUUUCGACCAACUCAGAAUUUACAUACUUCUGAUGAGAAGUUCCACGAUGGGACCACGUCGCGGAUCAGUUAUCAGCCCGUGUGGGAGGUCGUUAAGGCCACUCCUGUUCUCCCCCAACAAAGGAGAAACAUGUUCCAAGGGCCCAUGCAAACGAUGACAACGGUGAAACAGGACUUCUGCGCGAAGUACAUCGACAAGGCUCACCUCAUAGUUCCGUGCGGGAAUAUAAGAACCCCUUCUGCUCGAUUCGACGGGGGAACGACCAGUGGUUGCUCUUACAUGGCUCCCAGACCAAUUGAACAAGUUCAGAACUUCAAACCCGUAAACAGGUACUGCGAGCCUGAGGUGAGGCUCUCGGACGAGACGACCUCGAAGCUGAGCUAUCAACCGGUCCAAGUUCACCAGAGGGAGGUCUAUCCAUGGGCUAUGAAGCCGAAAUAUGUUCGAUCGAAUGUAACAAUGGACAACUGCACAACUUACUCGAACAGUUUCUACACUAGUCCUGAAGCCCCUAUGAGGGAGAAGGCUAUUGUCCCAGUGGGUAAUAAAAACCUGAUCCAAGGAGACGACGAAACCUUCACUGGGAAUACCCUCUACAACGAGUUCUUCAAAGCUUACAAGAACGAACGCGUUGCCCCUGUAAUUCCCUGCAGGAACAUCGCUCUGUCCCAGGAGAAAAUGUCUCAUGACACUACUUCAAAGCUGAGUUAUCAACUGGUUCUCGGCGAGAAAAGAACUCCCAUCCGUCCGAACACGAAGAGCAUCCUGAGUGUACAAGGACAGAUUCCCUCGAACACGACGAAUCGCGAUGAUUUUGCGCCUAAAAUGUCGGAUAAACCGUCGGCGAUUAUUCCCUCUGAUAAUAUUCGCAAUUCCAAAGCUCCUCUGGAGGCUUCGACGACCUCACAAUUCUCCUACAUGAAUCCAGGAAGAGUCACACCUCUUGAGAGCUUCAAGCCUCAGAGUCGAUAUAACACACCAACAUCGAAAUUAGAGACCGACACAGUAAACAAACUCUCCUUCAAAAUCUGGAACUUGGAGCCAAAGGUGCCCCUCCCCUGGGCACAGAAGGGCAAGUACGAGGCGCCUAGAAAUCGCAUGGAGGGAGAAUCGACCUAUCUAAAUAGUUUCCCAGCACCUGGUAAAUUCGUCGAGGAAUGCGAGGGCUUGGACACACCUUGCUAUUAACUCCUGACUGAAAACAAUAGUAAAUAAAUUCCCAGUGCCCUCUUCCCACCUGAAAUACACAAAGCCCAGAAAAUAAACUCCAAUCCUCAGGUAAAGGAUUGCUCCCUCUCCCACUGGGUAAUCUUCAUUUCUAACUAAUACCCCAGUGUAGAAUAAUAAAAUGGGAUAAUGAUGGUGUAUUGACUGUGCACAUCGCCUAAAAGUCAGAUGUAUGGAGAAUCCACUUAUCGAAAGUCUUACCUCAUCUAAUAAUUCCAUCAAGCAACACCAUAAACCUCAUAAUGCAUUGGAAGAUGAACUGAAAAGAUUAAUAAAUCCCUAACCUCUUUCGCUCUCUCUCUCUCUCCCAAAUAAAGCACCAAAAACCCAAAGAGAUAGCACAGUAUGUUUCUUUAAUUCUCUGAACAUAAUUAUUACAUUUCAUGGAAUCCUCAUACAUUAUCAACACCUCUUCGAACAAUCACCGUAAUUAAUCCACGAAAAAGAAAAAAAAAUCACAAAGUUAGUUCACAAUUACGAUGAUUAUUUCUCACCUCUAGAGCAUCAAAAUAAUUCAUUAAAAUGGCAACUCCAUUUUGUUGCAGAGAAACUUAAAAUACAAUAGUGUGAUUGGUGAAAUAAUAUGGACAACAUGAUCAUCAAAGUUGUCAUUGCCUUAUACUGUCUAUUGAUCACUCUCGUCCGAAAUUAUUUACAGUUACCUCUUGGGUAAUGGGCCAUUGCCUCGUGUUCUCUUCAUCAUAACUUUGGAGAUAGUUAGGAGUGACAAGAGUGAUUAAACUCAUUUUAUACAAUACCAACAAAUAUUCCACUGUCCUGCAUUGCUCCACCAUAACCUACUCUAAUCUAAGGCACCCCUGGUGACUAACGAUUGUGUCCAGCUUAUUCUCAACAUAUUUUUCAAGUUAGAAUUCCAAUUAAAACAGUUAUAUCGUGGUACAUCGAGUCCUACUAUAUUAAAAUCGUCAUCUCAAAUUAGCUGGGCACGUAAAACGGGGCCCAAUCAUUUCCGUUUAAUUUCUUUGACUGGCAAAGUUCAAAUCUUAGAUAAAAAAUAGUAAUAAAUUUGCAAAAAAAAAUAAA